Pocillopora meandrina is the source of this 1173-nucleotide messenger RNA. Lineage: Eukaryota; Metazoa; Cnidaria; Anthozoa; Scleractinia; Pocilloporidae. The record is from the annotation of a GenBank genome assembly.
AUGAAGGCGAUCAACGGUAUCUUCUUUGCAUCUUCAUUGUUUUCCGUGGAUCCGUACACAUUCACCAUACAUGACAGGUCAGUGACAGGUUGCUUCUAGCUGCGUCAUUGCGGUCAGAGUAACUGCAGUAAUUAUCAAGUCUAAAAAUGAAAUAUCAAGAUCAAUUCGUCACCCAUUAUCUGUCGCUAAAAUAUAUCAUACGUGUUUAUUAUUUGAGAUUAACUAAAGAAAGUUUACGAUGAUAAUCCUCUCGGUAUGUGUAAAUUAAACAACCAUGUGAUGCAUGAAGAAAUGAGGGUGACAAUUCAAAAUUAUAUGCUAUCCAAGUUUUUCUUUCAGAAAAAAAACCUGCACUUAACAUGUAAAUUCCCUAACAAAUUUUCAGGCUUAUGCUUUAAAACCUCCGUGAGAAAGGAGAAAGAGGAGGGAAUUAAAAAUAUACUGUUUCUGCAUUUGAUUUCCAAUUCACACGGUUUUUCUACAUGGGCCCUACCGGGUAAGUAAUUGCCAGCUAUACAAGUUAACUCUUACCAGCAUUGGGCGAGCACGUGUCUGACGCCUAUCCCGUACUGCGUCAGUUGAGUCAACCCUUUACAAUUAUCGUGUUUUUAUUUCUCUGAGUGAUAAACCAAGCAAGUAUGGAAUCAUAGCUCCCCCUCGAUAUAACCCUAAUGAAAGACGAUAUCACGUCAAUAUUGAUAGACAAGCAUUACAAUCGAGUUUGGAUUCUAGUCACGUACGGAACGAGACUCAGUGUGUUGCUGAAGAAGACAUGAACACGAGUUUCAUCAUUGUUGUCUUGGCUGCAGCGGUAAUUUCAAACAUUCGUGGAGGUAAGAGCGUAAUAUAACUCUGAUGAAAUUUUUGAUAAAAAUACUUUGUAGACACUACAAUUCAAAAGCCCUUGUGCAACGCUAAGGAAAAAUUCCUUUAGAUAUAGAUUCACUUUGUAUUGUUGCUAAAAACCCGACUCUUUUUCUUUCCUUUACUUCCUUUGACUCUAAAUUUCAACUCAGGACUUUGUAAUCAUGUUCGUUUUAAACAAUUGUUUUCUAAAGCUGCAAGUGCAUUGGAGUAAGUAACAAGUAACUCAAAUCAUUGUGGACUGCUCCUUUCAGUUUCUUUGUUUUAAUUUUUUUUCUUUUUUAAGUACAGCAUUGUUUCAUUUCGUGA